Molecule: messenger RNA, 865 nt
Organism: Neoarius graeffei (lesser salmon catfish)
Lineage: Eukaryota; Metazoa; Chordata; Actinopteri; Siluriformes; Ariidae
Gene: supt4h1
Product: SPT4 homolog, DSIF elongation factor subunit
Exons: 5
Coding region: 121-474 (117 amino acids)
Biological process (GO): mRNA processing; regulation of transcription elongation by RNA polymerase II; positive regulation of DNA-templated transcription, elongation
Cellular component (GO): nucleus; DSIF complex
Molecular function (GO): RNA polymerase II complex binding; zinc ion binding
Source: RefSeq, a predicted model, not a curated record
CACGCUUAUGACGUCAAUAUCGUCGCCGGAAACGCAAGUUAUAGACUUAUUGACCUCUCUCGAGUUUAUCAAAUAACAAAAACAUUUUGUGGAAUAAGGUGUAUUAAUUUAGGUUAUAUAAUGUCAUUGGAGACGGUACCAAAGGAUCUUCGUCACCUGCGGGCUUGUCUGCUCUGUUCUCUUGUUAAGACUAUUGACCAGUUCGAGUACGAUGGCUGUGAUAACUGCGAGUCCUACCUGCAAAUGAAGGGGAACCGGGAGAUGGUUUAUGAAUGCACAAGCUCCUCUUUUGAUGGUGUCAUUGCAAUGAUGAGUCCUGAAGACAGCUGGGUGGCCAAGUGGCAAAGAAUAGGAAAUUUCAAAGCGGGUGUCUAUGCUGUAACAGUAACUGGAAGAUUACCUCCAGGAGUGGUGCGGGAGCUAAAGAGCAGAGGAGUCAUCUACAGGUCCAGAGACACGGCAGUGAAGACGUAAACGUGAGACACAGCACAGCUUUGGCAUCGCUUCACAGAAAAGUUCCUCAGCUAAACAAUACACUGUCAGUGUUUUCACCUGUCUGAAGAAACCGGUUUAUUCCAACUUCUGAUCCAUGCGGUGCUCUACAGCCUACAAUCUCACGUCUGAUUUAAGAAUAAAUAGCCAAAAGCCAGUGAGGACUGGACUGGUGAAUUUGGUUAAGAUUUGUGGAUAGCACUGUAAUAUUCUUUUGCUUCACUUAUAUGAUGUCUGGAAUCUUGUUUCUUUUUUUUUCCCUCAUUAUAAUCUUGUUUGAUUGCAAGAGCACCACAGUUAUGACUCUAUUGGUUGGACAAUGCUGAUUAAUUACAAUUGAAUAAAAAACUUUUUAAAAAAUGUUGAUUGAGUC